CAUAAAAUUAAAUAAAACUUCUCCAAGCACAAUUUUUUCACAAUGAUAUUAUGCAGAGAUAUUAAUAAAGUAUGAGGUGCUGUUGAAAUAUGAAUAUAGAGACAUAGUAGAAGCAUUCUCAUCAUCCUCAUAGCUUGUAGAUAAUUCAAAUGUUUGUGAUGAAAUGCCGGCCCUUGUCUUCUGCAAGCGUCGUUGGAGGAUUGGCAGCGACGACUUCGUCCUGCCUGGAAUCUUGGAAAUUUUAAUACGAAUAGCUUGGCUCCUCCUAGUGGCCACGCUGUUCAUCCAACAUGAACAGUUUCACUGCAGCACAGGCAGCACGGAGCUACGAAUUUAUCUUAUUGAUUUAUUAACCCUGACCCUUGACCCCAGGGUGGUGAUGGCUUUCCCCGAGAUGGCCUGGCAGCUGAUGGGAUCCAUCUGGAUCUUCUCGGGCCAGAUCAGCUGCGAGAACGAUCCUGUGUGGAUCAUGUUGAAAGCGCUGCUGGUGGUGACGUGGUGUGCCAUCAUCUUCCUGCUCAUCACAAUUGUGCUGCUGUUUGAGCCCAUGGCUCGCCCCACAUACCCUGAUGGUGAUGAUAGUGAUGAUGCACUGCACCACACCAACACCACCACCUACACUCAUCAUGCCCAUGUGGGGACGCACUACAUCCAGCUGUGGGAGCGCCGCUGCAGGAUCCUGUGCUGCGCCUCCUCCAAGGACGAGACCAGCCUUGAGGCCCUUAGGAACGUGGCAGAUAUCCUGGCGUCGAUAUUCGAGGACAACGACCUGGUGGCGUCGGACAUCGUGGCGGCGCUGGUGCUGCUACGCAUGCGGCAGAAAUACGCAGAGAAGAGGAUACGCAGGGAGAUGUCCCGGAUGAGGGGUGUACGCACACGGGAGAGGCUGGGAGAACUGCUGGGGACGCUGGACAUAGGGGGAGGAAGAGAAGAAAUAGGGGGAGGAAGAGAAGAACUAGGGGGAGGAAGACGAGAACUAGAGGAAGGAAUAGAAGAACUAGAGGAAGGAAGAGAAGAAAUAGAGGAAGAAAGACAAGGAGGAAGAGAACAAGAAGGAGGACGAGAAGAAAGACGAGAACAACAACAAGAAGGACGAGAAGAAAAACAAGGAGAAAGAGAACAACAAAAAGUAGAAAAAAGUAGAGAACAAGGAGGAACAGAACAACAACAAGGAGGAGAGGAAGAAAAACAAGAAGCACGAGGUCAACAGGAGGGACCAGAACAAGAAGGAAGAGAACAACAAGGCCGAGAAGGACAACAAAAAAGUCAACAAGAAGGUACCAAAAUCAACGGGUUAGGGUUGCGGGUUGGUGACAUAUCACCGGAACCCGAAGAAAUCAUCGAUGAAAUUAGUCCCACCUCAGGACCCAACCCUAAGCCCCACUCUAGUCCCCACGCUCCACCUUCCCCAUCAAUGAGGGAGCAAAAAGACACUCCCCAGUCCUACGUAAGUCCCAGGGAGCAAAAAGACACUCCCCAGUCCUACGUAAGUCCCAGGGAGCAAAAAGACACUCCCCAGUCCUACGUAAGUCCCCCCACGUCUUGCAUCGCCCCGCCCCCGCAGCCGUGGAUGACGGUUGCCAACGCGCAGCACUACAUGCGGUUCGCACUAGCGUCCUACGGCUGGCCGUGGUACAUGUACGGCCGUAUCUUUACUACAUUUGGGUCGUUGUGGCCUCAUCUAGUGUGCUGUGCUACAUGCUGCUGCAGGUCAGAUAUGUACUACAUGUACGGCCGUAUCUUUACUACAUUCGGGUCGUUGUGGCCGCAUCUAGUGUGCUGUGCUACAUGCUGCUGCAGGGAAACGCCAGAGUCUGUCUAUGGUGACAACUGCUGCCUCUGUCAUAAAGCUGCCAUGAAGACCUUGACGGGGCUGACAGAUGACGACUUCUGUCUGGUCUACCAUCUGAACAACAUCUACGAGGUGCCAUUUUACGUGGCGGUGGACAGGGCCUCCAGCAGCAUCAUCGUGGCCAUCAGGGGGACCAUGAGCCUGAAGGACACCAUCACAGACAUGACCGCCAUGACCGCCCCCGUAUACACCGGGGGCCACGCCCCCCACUGCCUCGCCCACAAGGGCAUGGUCCAGGCCGCCAACUUUGUCUACUGCAAACUUAGGGAGACUCAGGUACUUCACCGGGCACUGGCCGCGCACCCCACCUUCCGCCUGGUGGUCACUGGCCACAGCCUGGGGGCCGGGGCCGCCGUUGUUCUGGCCGCCAAGCUCCGCCAGGACCAACACAAAAUAUCCACUAAUUUAUCCUCCGUAUCCACCAAUGUCACCGUGGUCACUGCCGUCCCAGCCACCAGUAAAUCCACCUCAAUAUCCACCUCGCAAGUUUUUUCAACGGCCAUAUCCACGCCUGUGGAAAUUAUUUGCUUUGCGUACUCGCCCCCCGGAGGCCUAUGUUCCCAGGAGUUCGCUGCUGAGAUGAAGGAUCGUGUGAUGUCUGUGGUGAUUGGUGAUGAUUUGGUGCCAAGAUUAAGUGUACAUGCAAUGCAUGCACUGCGUGGUGAUAUCAUCACAGUUCUAGAGGAGUGUGAUGAACCCAAGUUCAGGCUGCUAGCUCGGGGGUGUUGGUUCAUGCUCGUUGGUAUCAGCGAGAAGCGACUUCAUCAGAGAUAUGCUGAUAGAUCACUAUACUAUGGUGGUGGUGGUGGUAUAUUAUCCCCAACAUCCCCUAAAAAUCCCCGUAAUUACUCCACCAUGGAGGACUCUGACAUUCACACAUCCACCACAGCCUCAGGCUUCCCCACGACAACGGGUACCCACAACUCCCCAAUUCAAUUUACCGGGGACUCGGGGCUUGUUGGGACCUCCUUGGAGACUUCCAGCAUGGGACUUUUGGGGACCUCAAACACAGUGUCCUUUGCUGGGCCCCAACCUGAAGGUCCCCACGGGACUUCCAGCGUGGGACUUUUGGGGACCUCGAACACCGUAUCCUUUGCGAGGCCCCAACCCGAAGGUCCCCAGGCCCCAUGUCCCCACCCGACAAGUCCCCGACACACGGAAGUCCCGCUAUGUCUGCCAGGCCACGUGCUCCACGUGCAGCCCUCCAGCUACGUCACCCCUGGCAGGUGGAAGGUUCAGUGGAAGCCUCCAUGUGACUUCCGCUCCAUCAUCAUCACCCCCUGCAUGAUGCGGCAUCACCUCCCGCAGGAGGUCAUGAAGGCUAUUGACUUCGUGUUUGAACACAAUAUGGUGCCUGAGAAGUGAUGUUCAUUAUGAUAUGAAUGAACAUAAUAUGGUGCCUGAGAAGUGAUGUUCAUUAUGAUAUGAAUGAACAUAAUAUGGUGCCUGAGAAGUGAUGAACAUCAUAAAAGAAUGAACAUGAUGUUCCGAGAGAAGUGAUGAAAGAAUAAAUAUAAUUUUCCUAGAGAAGUGAUGAAAAUAAUGUCCCUGAGAAGUGAUGAACACCAUGAAAAAAUGAACAUAAUGUUCCUACAGAAAGGAUGACAUACGUUUACCUUCUUAUUGGUGUGGCCAAUUAUCUUAUUUUGUUAAGAGGUUCCGUCAGGUCUAUUAUCUACAUGUAUUUUUUUACAGUACACAAUUAUUGUGUAGCGGAGAUACAUUUUUCCAGUGAUGGUGUGUUUUGAUCUCGUUAAUAUCUUUGUAUUGUAAGGAUUAUGGCACUAGGUAUUUACUUACAGUUAAUUAAUCUGCGAUUAACUGGGUAGUAUUUAUGGUCAGGGUGCAAUUUUGAGGAAAUGACUCUUG
Messenger RNA from Hyalella azteca, 3721 nucleotides. RefSeq lists its product as uncharacterized. Bases 164 to 3217 code for a protein of 1017 amino acids. The transcript has 10 exons. Gene Ontology annotation, biological process: lipid metabolic process. The record is from RefSeq and is a predicted model, not a curated record. Lineage: Eukaryota; Metazoa; Arthropoda; Malacostraca; Amphipoda; Hyalellidae.